CUUGGUGAAGACGAGUCCAUGCACUGAAGCGCAUCAAACACGGAUGCGGUGAGUGCCUGUCUGCUUUCCUCACCAAAGCCCAGCCUCAGCAAGCCCCUCGAUAUAGCCACCGGCAGGCGGCGAAAGGCACGCGUUUACACUGGCGAACGAGAGAUACAAGCCUCGUUACGAGGCGAAUACGUAGCGGCGACUAAGCUCAACUUUCAGUUACUCUCGGCAACACCGGAUCAGUUACUUUUUCUGAUUCGCCUUUCUGCCUCGAAGAUUGGUUGAAAAGCGUGCGAAUCCACAUUGCGAUUGGUGCAAAGUUGCUGGCACGCCAGCUGUUUGAACACGGCUUCGGAAGAAAAUUCGGAAAUUUCCUCCCACAUACAAAACACCAGUCAGAGCUCAGUACCACAACGCGACGACGAAUCCCGCCCUCUCCCUUCUCCCGAUGCUGGGCGCCUUUGCAGCGUGUGCGCCAUUCCCUCUUUUCCUGUCAAAGAGACCUUCUCCUCCGCUCUCUCACUCUCCGGCGUAGACAAGAAUGCAGUCGGCGGCGUACAUUGCGGCCAUCGCGGCCAUGUUUGCGGCUGUCAAGGCCGAGUCCGGCUCGGGCCAGCCUGGCUACUGCAAGGACGACAAGUCGUGCGAGGACAACUACGUGUGCAUCAGUGUGCAGACCACGCGCUCGGGCAUCGAGGACGUCAAGCAGUGCCUGCCGUACCAGCAGGAGGGCGAUGUGUGCUCCGGCACGUUCCCCGGACUGUGCCCGUCUUUCUCGACGUGGAAGACGGCCUUCCAGUCCAUUAGCAGCGUCUGCGCCUACCAGCUGCCUUCGGGCACGGACCAGUGCCUGAACGGCUCUUUCUCGGGCUCGGACACUGCCGGCUACGUGUCGUGCAUGGACAUCACUGAGGGCUCUGGCUCAACCGCCGAGACUGUGGGUGUGAUCUACGGCUGCGUCGACUUUGACGGCACCAACCUCCUGUUCGAGGAGGACUCGGACAACUGGGACCUGUCGGAGCAGAUGAACUACACGGCCGUCAUCAACGAAGGCUGCGUGAACCCUAAUAACGCCGAAGACUCGGACGUUGUGUGCUCGGGCCGCGGCACGUGCUCCCCUUCGUCGUCGGGCUCCAUGCAGUACAUGUGCGAGUGCAACGUCGGCUACAACGGCACGUAUUGCCAGAAGGUCGAGUCGAACAAGUGCACGCUCGAGUCCCAGUGCCAGGCCGGCACGUGCAACCUCACUACUCAGGAGUGCGAGUGUGACGAAGGCACCACUGGUGACCAGUGCGCCUACUGCGAUCCCACGUCGUCCAAGGCUUGCAACGGCCACGGUACGUGCGUUGCUGCUACCAGCUCGUCCGCUGGCUCUGCUACCACCUCUGGUUCCACCACGGGCUCGAUGACAACCGCCGGCACGGUGGACGCUGCUGGCUCGGACAGCUCGGCUGCUCGCUUCCUCAUGGAGACUGUGGGCAUGGCUUCGUCCUCGGGCAGUGGCAACGUGUGCGAAUGCGAAGACGGCUACGCUGGCGACCAGUGCACGCGUAAGGUGGACUCGAGCUCCAGCGGCACCGGCAAGAAGAAGAAAAGCAGCGACUCGUCCUCUAGCGACGCCUCCUCGGUGGCCACCUCGAUCGCCCUUGUGGCGUCGGCCUUCGUGGUUGCCCUCCUGAACUAGACGGCAUCUGCAAAAAGUUUGCUAGCAUCAGUGCGAGUUGAGUGUGUGUUUUGAGUAACGCUCAUCAUUUCUCACAAAUGCAUUUUUGCCUUUCCUUAUUAAACCUUUUGUUAACUCUCCACAU
Messenger RNA from Phytophthora nicotianae INRA-310, 1796 nucleotides. RefSeq lists its product as hypothetical. Lineage: Eukaryota; Oomycota; Peronosporomycetes; Peronosporales; Peronosporaceae. The transcript has a single exon. The record is from RefSeq and is a predicted model, not a curated record. The coding region runs from base 530 to 1672 and encodes 380 amino acids.